Ambispora leptoticha is the source of this 337-nucleotide messenger RNA. NCBI's taxonomy places the organism in Eukaryota, Fungi, Glomeromycota, Glomeromycetes, Archaeosporales, Ambisporaceae. The record is from the annotation of a GenBank genome assembly.
AAUCUCAACACGCUCUAAUCCAUCCUCAUCAUCUUCCGAACUUUUGAACCCAUAUGACAACAUCAACUCUGUACUAUAUCUUGCGCAUCUGACGCGCAACUCGCAUGUUGUCAAUGAAUUGGAAGAAGACUUGGGGUAUAUGGAAAUUGAUGAACCAGAUGAUAACUUUUCUCAGAAUAGCAAUGAAAUUGACAAGGGAAACAAUUAUUAUGGCGUAGAAUCUAGUGGCAAAUCUACAAACGAUUCGCAAGUAUCGUCAGAUUAUUCUAGCAUCAAUUCGAUAUUAAGAGAGGCAUUUUUGAGACGACGUAGCUCUGCGGGUGGCUAUACAUUGUAA